CCUGGGGACUACCCUCUUAUGCUUUCUACCCAGACAGAUUGUGAAAUGUCAAGUCACGGGCCGUACUAAUACUGUUACAAGAGUUCGAAAUAGGCAUUCCAUCACGCGAAGAUAUACGGCUAGGUUUAUUCUCUACUUGGGACAGCCAUUUGCCUUUGCGUGGCUGAGCUUCGGCCUCAGAAAUCACCAAUGGAACUCCAGGAUAAAAAUUUCCACCACCCUUAUUCGCCUUAUGACAUCCAACUCCAGUUGAUGCGGGCGCUAUACGCCUGUCUUGAGCAGGGGAAGGUCGCUGUUUUUGAGUCGCCUACUGGGACCGGAAAAUCUUUAAGUUUGAUAUGCGGUUCUCUGACGUGGUUACGAGAUCACAAGCGUUCCGCCUUUCAGGCGGCUGUCAACAAUGCUGCACGAGAUGAUGAUGAACCUGAAUGGAUGUUAGACUUCGCUAAGCGGGAAUCGAGCCGUGCGAUGACUGAGAAGAGGAAAGAGUUUGAAGACAGACUGGAAAAGGCAAAAGAAGAAGAAGAAAGGCAAAGAAACGCAAUUGAGGACCCCAAAGGGGCUCGAAAAAAGCAGAAGUUCAGUACACCAUCGACUGGUCCCCAUGAGCUAAGUGAAGAUCAUUUUGCACUCGAUGAAUAUGACAGCGAGAAGGAAGAGUACAAAGCGUCCCGGAAUGGGCAGGAUCAUUCUAGCGGACUUUCCUCUAGUACGCUAGAAUUAUUGGAAAGGUUUAAAGGGCAAUUUUCGACCACCAAGCUACGGAGUGAAGACGGUGAAAAUGAUGAGGUCCGGAUCUUCUAUUGCUCCAGGACGCACUCCCAAUUAAGCCAAUUCGCCAAUGAACUGAGGCGUGUUACAAUGCCAUCGAGCGUACCCGAGGAACUGAGUGCUGGCCUAGCUGGGGAUGAAGAGCUCGGGGAGCGUUUGAAGCAUGUCACACUCGGUUCUCGGAAGAAUCUUUGCAUCAAUCCAAGUGUUAGUUCGUUGGAAAAUUCAACCGCGGUCAAUGAACGUUGCUUGGAUCUGCAACAACCUGGUGUGGCUCCUCAGCAUAGAUGCCCAUUUUUGCCAUCGAAAGAAGAUGAAAGACAUGUUUUUCAGUUCCGAGAUCAUGCGUUGGCCACGGUGAAAGAUAUUGAAGACUUGGGGAAACUCGGCAAGAGAAUCGGAGUAUGUCCCUAUUAUGCAUCCCGAUCGGUUGUCAAGCAUAGCGAGAUCGUGACACUACCAUAUCCUUUACUACUACAACGCUCGGCCAGAGAGGCCCUUAAUAUUUCUGUCAAGGGCCAUGUCAUUAUAAUCGACGAAGCCCACAAUCUGAUGGAUGCAAUAUCUAGCAUCCACUCAGUGACGGUGACGCUUUCGCAGCUUCAGACUUCUCUUUCCCAGGUGACUACCUAUGCUCGCAAAUUUAAAACCCGCCUGAAAGGAAAAAACCGAAGCUAUGUUUCUCAGGUUAUCCGGCUCAUUGGUUCGAUCGCCGCUCAUCUUCGGUCAAUCCUCGAGAGCGAAAAGGCUCGUGAAGGCCCUGUUCUGCCUUCUGAUCUUAUGUCCGGAAAGGGUGUCGACCAGAUCAACCCUUAUAAGUUGAGUCAAUAUCUCCAGGAAAGUAGAUUGGCAAGAAAGGUUGAUGGAUAUGUCGAGUUUUCCAAGGAUCAGUCGGGCAGGCAGAUGACUGGAAGCCCGGCGGUGCCUGUUUUAUUUCACAUACAGGGCUUUCUCAUAUCAUUAAUGAAUCCUUCUGCCGAAGGACGGCUAUUCUACAUGAAGGAUCAGGAUGACAUUCACUUGAAGUACAUGCUUCUGGACCCUACCAACCAAUUUCGUGAAAUUGUUGAAGACGCAAGGGCUGUCAUAUUAGCGGGCGGAACCAUGUCACCUAUGACAGACUAUAUGGACCAUCUUUUCUCCUACGUCCCAGCCGGCCGAUUAGACACCUUCAGCUACGGCCAUGUCAUCCCAUCUGAGAACCUGAUUGCUCACACACUGGUACGGGGUGUCCGGCGCUCGGAGUUUGAUUUCACCUAUGACGCUCGUGAUUCCGAGAACAUGAUCAUUGAUCUUGGACGGACAGUAGCUACGCUUUGCCAUGUCAUCCCAGACGGCGUGGUUGCCUUCUUUCCCAGUUACGAUUAUCUUGGACGAGUCUUGAGCAUCUGGAAGAAGCCGAAGCUGGGCGAGCAAGGCCAAACUGUCUAUGGCUUGAUUGAGCAGAAAAAGCCCAUCCUAUUUGAAUCCCGAGACAUGAAAUUCACGACCGAAGAGCUGCUCCAAACGUAUGCGAGCACCAUCGAUACAGGCAGAGGUGCGCUUCUCUUGUCCGUUGUGGGCGGCAAGCUGUCAGAGGGAAUUAAUUUCUCCGACAAACUUGGACGGGGCGUGCUGAUUAUUGGACUGCCCUUUCCAAACAUCCGGAGUGCAGUCUGGCAGGCUAAAAUCCAGUAUAUCGAACAAAAGACACAUCGGCAGGCUACUGGCUCCGAGGCAAGCCGCCAGUCAACAGCAAGAGCAGCAGGAAGGGACUACUAUGAGAACUCCUGCAUGCGCGCAGUGAACCAGUGUAUUGGACGAGCUAUCCGGCACCGGAACGACUAUGCAGCGAUUGUUCUGUUUGAUAGACGGUAUGAUAAACCUGGUAUACAAGCCAAGCUACCUGCCUGGAUCAAACAAAGCAUGGUAGGGGGUUCGGUUCAACGACCCGCGGGUGCUACUGUUCAGAGCCUGGCCAAGUUCUUUGCGAGCAAGUGAGGCAGAUGGGUCCGCAAAAAUAGCUAUGUCCUAAUAAGAAUUCCG
Aspergillus sclerotioniger CBS 115572 is the source of this 2796-nucleotide messenger RNA. It is a transcript of the gene chl1, whose product is annotated as DNA helicase. Gene Ontology annotation, biological process: nucleobase-containing compound metabolic process; establishment of sister chromatid cohesion. The transcript has 8 exons. Gene Ontology annotation, cellular component: nucleus. Gene Ontology annotation, molecular function: DNA helicase activity; DNA binding; ATP binding. Lineage: Eukaryota; Fungi; Ascomycota; Eurotiomycetes; Eurotiales; Aspergillaceae. The coding region runs from base 190 to 2751 and encodes 853 amino acids. The record is from RefSeq and is a predicted model, not a curated record.